UGAAGAUUCAUAGGUUUCCAUUUUAUCAUAGUUGCAACAGCUUCAUGUUAGAUUGAGAUGUUUUAAUAAUAACUCUGAGAUGGAAAACCCUAGAAAAUAAUCUAAACCCUAGAAAACAAUUCACAAUGACACAUCCAUCCUCAGCUGAGGGAUAGAUUCAUUAGGUUAGAAAUCUUAGUUAGGGUUUCUGCUGCUGUGACAAAAAACACCACGACCAAAGAGCAAGCUGGGGAGGACAGGGUUUACUAGGAUUACACUUCAACAUUGCUGCUCAUCACUGAAAGAAGUCAGGACAAGAACACAAAACAGGGCCAGGCUGCAGUGAUGAAGGGCUUCUGCUGCGUUUUGUCAUCCUAGCAGAAGGCAGGACUCUGGAACACUUUCUGCUGCCUGUGUAUCUUCUGAACUGACAGUUUACCAGAAAGUUCCAGUCACUGCACAGUUUCUUCCAAUCUACCACUGUUAAGACACUUCCUACCGCCCAUCCUUUCCUCUUGGAGAGGAGUUGCAGGCAACGUCAGUAAAGAGUCUCUCACCUCGACUGUUGUGGUUGCCCUUACCAUCAUGCCGAAGAAUAAAGGCAAAGGAGGCAAAAACAGGCGCAGAGGUAAAAAUGAAAAUGAAUCUGAAAAAAGAGAGUUGGUGUUUAAAGAAGAUGGGCAAGAGUAUGCCCAGGUGAUCAAAAUGCUGGGAAACGGACGAUUGGAAGCAAUGUGUUUCGACGGUGUAAGGAGGCUGUGCCACUUCAGAGGAAAGCUGAGAAAAAAGGUUUGGAUAAAUACCUCAGACAUUAUAUUGAUUGGUCUACGAGACUAUCAAGAUAACAAAGCUGAUGUAAUCUUAAAGUAUAAUGCAGAUGAAGCAAGAAGUCUGAAGGCGUAUGGAGAACUUCCAGAACAUGCGAAAAUCAAUGAAACAGACACAUUUGGUCCUGGGGAUGAUGAUGAAAUCCAGUUUUAUGAUAUUGGAGAUGAUGAUGAAGACAUUGAUGAUAUCUAAGCUAACCUAAGCAUGCUACAUCCCAAGUUUUCUGAAGAUAGUUUGCAUACUUGGGAUCUUGACCUUUAGCUGUUAAGUAAAACUUCUUUUAGCAUGAGUAUGACUUGUUAAAGCAGAUUGAUGCAUUUUUAUUUUUUGAAGUAUUAUAUUUCUUUGAAAACGAAAGAUGUUACUGUGACAUGUUAACCCUUUGUUCUUAUAGAUGUAACUGAACUUAGGGGUAGAGCAGUGUGCACUGCUGAGACUGCCUUUCCGUUUGGGACACUUCAUUUCUGGCACGUGAGUGCUUUGUGUCUGCAGUUCCUCCUGUCGAGCAUCCUGGGCUGAAUAUGCCCCAGUUCCAGCACAUCUGCUUCAGGCCCUUAGGCCUUGAGACUUGAGUCAGAUUUCCACAUUUGUAGUAAGAAUGCAGCUGUUUUUGUACUUAUGGAGCCAUGCCAUUUUAUACUUUUCAUGUUCUGUACAUUUUAGCCUUUAUGUUGUUGCCACCCAUAAAUAGGCAUUUUGCAGUGCAGUUUUUAAAUUACAUCAGUAGCAAUUUUGAGUUUUAAAAAUUAGCCAUUGCAGAAAUUAAACACUUAGGUGAUAAUCAUCUUGACUUUAGAAAUCCAGUAGUUGACAAUGUUUAUAUGUAAUUUUUACUUUCCUAAGGCAUACGCAAGAAUUGAAAAUAAAAAGUGAAAUAAAUACGUUCUGAUACUUGCGGAGAGAAGGUGGUUGUUA
Messenger RNA from Chionomys nivalis (European snow vole), 1722 nucleotides. RefSeq names its product eukaryotic translation initiation factor 1A-like. Gene Ontology annotation, biological process: translational initiation. Lineage: Eukaryota; Metazoa; Chordata; Mammalia; Rodentia; Cricetidae. The transcript has a single exon. Gene Ontology annotation, cellular component: cytoplasm. The record is from RefSeq and is a predicted model, not a curated record. Bases 565 to 999 code for a protein of 144 amino acids. Gene Ontology annotation, molecular function: RNA binding; translation initiation factor activity.